Molecule: messenger RNA, 471 nt
Organism: Thecamonas trahens ATCC 50062
Lineage: Eukaryota; Apusomonadida; Apusomonadidae
Product: pterin-4-alpha-carbinolamine dehydratase
Exons: 2
Coding region: 81-440 (119 amino acids)
Biological process (GO): tetrahydrobiopterin biosynthetic process
Molecular function (GO): 4-alpha-hydroxytetrahydrobiopterin dehydratase activity
Source: RefSeq, a predicted model, not a curated record
GGUCAUCGUGGUCAUCAUGGUCAUCACGGCUGCGUCUGACAACACCUCGUCGAGCCACACACUCAUCGCCGCAUCAACCAAUGUCUGUGGAGAGCCUCGAGGGACGCAAGUGCUACGAGUUUGGCGCAGCGCCAGGACUGACUGCCGAGCAGAUUGAGGCCAUGCUUGGCCAGCUGGAUGAUGGCUGGAAGGUUGUCGACGUCGAUGGCUCGAACCGGAUCCGCCGCGAGUGGAAGGUCAAGGACUUUAUGACUGGACUUGAGUUUUUCCAGCGCGUGGCUGUCAUCGCCGAGGAGCAGGGCCAUCAUCCGGACCUUCAUCUGGUUGGCUACCACAACGUCACCAUCGAGAUGUGGACCCACACUACCAACGGGCUCUCGGACAACGACUUUAUCGUUGCUUACCUCAUCGAUAAGCUCGAGGCUCCGGCGUCGGCGUAAGGGCAAAGUAAACCAGCUCGUUCACUCCCUC